UUUACGUCAACUGAAGUCAAUAUGUUCAUAAGAGAUGCACCAGAUGACACGUAUUUAAUGCUAAAGGUAAACAUUCGUCACUUAAACUAAUCAUACAAUGAUCACAGGUUGUUCUAAUAAUUGGAAUCAGCGGAGCUUGCAGAAGGGAUGAACUGACCAAUUUCUGCACAAAUAAGAUCCAAAACAAGGAUGGCGUUCUCAUUGUGCACAUUCACAACAACAAAAAGCAAUAAAGAGAUAACAUUUAUAAUUUGCAACUCCAAUGAUACAAGGGCAACAAACGUGGUGACAAUGUGUAAAAAAUAUUUUAGUUUACGACUCACAAACUUGAAUUCGAACCGAUUGUUUAUUAUAAUGCUGGAAAAUGUGUUGGGUCAAACGUUGGUUACCACACAAUUGAUUGUAUUCCAUCGGAUACACUUCUUGUAGACUCAGGUGCGGAUAUACUCACCUUAAAAAGACAUGGCGGAUGGAAAAGCAGUUGUAUGGCGGAAGGAUACCCUGGGUAUAUUAAGGAAUGGCUUAAACAUUCACCACAAAGAUUGAAAAAAGAAAAUAGAAAAACCAAUUAAAUCUAGCUACAACUUUGAUGGUUCGUUUUGUUCUCUUUUUUAUAAAAUUUUGUUCUAAUAAAAAAUAAAGUAUCUUUGUUUGCAGUUUUGGUAUCCAAGUUAAAAUGUACAAACGAAAAAGAAAAAAAUGUGUUAAUCCGAGGCAUAUGUACAGCCCAAUAGCAGAAUCGGUGGAGUAACUGGGUUAUUUUAUAAAAUAUCGUUACGGUACGAUCCGUUGGGGAACGAUAACCGUUCAGUGUCUGAACGAUGAUGCUCGGAACGAUAUCGCUAAGCAAUCGUAUUUUGUAACUCCUUCCGUUACGAGUUGACCUUAAACGCUUGCCCGAACGAGCAGCUUUGUAUUUAUGAAUGAAUAGUAACACUUGCUGCAAACUUCAUGUUGUUCUUGCCACCGGUUUGACAGUUCAACUGCUGACAUUUCACGUGUGUUUGUUGUGAUUCAGUGUUGUUAGCCAUUCACCACGUGCUGCCGUAUUCAAAAAAGUUACAAAAUGAGUACACAGAUUACGUCCAAAAAGGCCCGCUCGUCGAAAAUAACUGCUGGACAAUAUUCGCUGUAUUUAGAAGAACUGCAAGCGAAUGAAUCGUUUCGAACUAUUAAGUUCAACCCCAAGAACCCCAGCAUCUUGGAUGAAACGUGGAAUUCGCUUGCAGUGAAGCUAAAUGCUGCAGGUGGACCCAUUAAAACGGUCCCCCAGUGGAAAGAAAGAUUUGCGGACUGGAAGUGUAACGUCAGGAAGAAAGCCCGAAAGCUUGAACUUUCGAGGGUUCGAACUGGCGGAGGACCACCUGAUGUUCCACUUUCAGAUCUGGAGAAUCGACUGUUGAAUCUGAGCGGUAGGGCUGUCGUUAAUGGCAUUGAAGGGAUUCGGGAACUUGGCUAUGAUAAUCCCAUUGAAGCACAUGGGGCAGUCCAGCCACCUCCAGCAGUCCAGCCACCUCCAACAGUCGAACCACCUCCAGCAGUCGAGCCACCUCCAGCAGUCGAGCCACCUCCAGCAGUCAAGCCACCUCCUGCAGUCUAUCCACCUGAAGCAGUUCGGGCACCAGCUACGAAGAAGAAGUUGACUCUGGCGGCAUCUGUACGAACUUUAAUGGACGAUGCCACCAGAGAUUCAAAAAAAACAACGCUUGAAGAAGUAAACGAGAGUUUAAAGCAAGUCGUUGAACUUGAGCAGGAGAAGGUCAAGGUGAAGAAGGAGAAGCUGGCCAUUGAGAGGAUGAAACUUCAAAUGAAGUACCCCGACAGAGAAUUUGUGUUUGAUACUAAUUGUGAUUAG
This is a messenger RNA of Photinus pyralis (common eastern firefly), 1855 nucleotides long. Its product is annotated as atherin-like. The record is from RefSeq and is a predicted model, not a curated record. Bases 1067 to 1855 code for a protein of 262 amino acids. The transcript has 3 exons. NCBI's taxonomy places the organism in Eukaryota, Metazoa, Arthropoda, Insecta, Coleoptera, Lampyridae.